GUUUUUUUUACCACUGUAAAUGUCUGACGUUUACGGCAAACGAAAACUUACAAAAAGUUGAGCAAACUGUCAGGAUGGACCUAAAGCCAAUUUAUACCGUUGAAUUAAAAGACCGCGAUUACAGAAAUUAUUCAUCGCGUGAGUUUCCAAUGUGCGAUCUAUUGGAAACGUUUGGUCCGAUUUUCAAAUUUCUGGCACCGGGACAUGAACUGUAUGACGCAAAAAAUGUUAACAAACUACUCACCAAAGUAGCGUCGACCAAUCCGAUAGCUGUGGAUAUGGGGGCGCAAAUACGAUCAUUUCAUUACCAAAAACUGAAAGCGGACGAUGCUACAGUUUACCGUGUGUCAAAGAUAGAAGCUAAACAAUCUGUCAACAUCAAAUCGUAUCUGACGACUGCUCAAAAUUUAGCCCCUCAUAAAAUUGAUCCACUAAAUAUCGAGGAUGUUGAGAGACUGUUUCAGUUGAUUUCGCAAAAAGCGAUCAUUUACAUUCACAACGCCGGUCACAAAUGUAACCAACACCUUGACGAUGGUGUCAUUUUUCACAAUCCAUCAGCGAUACGCAAUCCGUUAGCAUUGCUAAGGGAAUGUACCGAUCCACCAGAAAUAAGUCAGUAUUGGAUUUAUGUCGGAAAGCGAUACACGAAUUCAUUCUUACACACGGACGAUUUUGGGCUUCCUGUUAUUAACACUAUGUUGAACGACGGACAAAAAUUUUGGUUGACUGUUGAUCCCAGUGACAACGUCAAACUAAUUCAGAGGCUCAGACAAAUGUCCGGAUUGGACCGCAGCUGCCCGUACAAUUACUUAGACACCAAAGUAUUGAUUCCGCCAGCAACAUUACGACAAUGGGGCAUAAAGUUUUACACGACCAUUCAACGUCAAUACGAAACGGUCGUACUCGGUGAAAAUGUUUUCCAUCAGUGCAUCAAUUUGGAUCUGUCGGUCAAUUGUGGUGCAAAUUUUCUCAGCUGGGGAAGAUUAAAGAAGAACAGUACUGUGUACUGUAAAUGCCGGAAAGAGGCAAAGCUACGACAUGACGAAGGCGUUGAAAUCAAUGGAUUUGAACUACUCGCUACCUGGCGUACUCGGAAUUUACAAUGAUUUUGUGCUCGGUGAAAUGAUUUUGAGCUUUUUAUAUUUAUUCUAAAUUUUCAAAAAUUUAGUUGCAUCCGUUAAAAUGAACUUUGAAGUAUGUGUGCUAAAUACGUGAAUGUUGAAAUAUGUGAUAAAAAUACGUAAUUAAAGUAAAUGUUCAACUAAAC
Messenger RNA from Bradysia coprophila, 1267 nucleotides. RefSeq lists its product as uncharacterized. Gene Ontology annotation, biological process: regulation of gene expression; chromatin remodeling. Gene Ontology annotation, molecular function: histone demethylase activity. Lineage: Eukaryota; Metazoa; Arthropoda; Insecta; Diptera; Sciaridae. Gene Ontology annotation, cellular component: nucleus; chromatin. The record is from RefSeq and is a predicted model, not a curated record.